Closterium sp. NIES-65 is the source of this 2799-nucleotide messenger RNA. The record is from the annotation of a GenBank genome assembly. NCBI's taxonomy places the organism in Eukaryota, Viridiplantae, Streptophyta, Zygnematophyceae, Desmidiales, Closteriaceae.
AUGCAUCCUCCUCCUCCUCCUCCUCCUCCUCCUCCUCCUCCUCCUCCUCCUCCUCCCUCUCCUCCUCCUACUUUCGCUGCCCCCUUGUUCUCCCACCGUGCCUCUUCCCUCCUCACCUCUCCUCACCUCCCCUCACCUGUCAUCACCUCUCAUCACCUCUCAACACCGCUCCUCACCCCCUCAGGCUACGUGGCGCUGAUUGGCCAGCCCAACGCGGGCAAGAGCACGCUGCUGAACCGCCUCAUCGGGCAGAAGCUGUCGAUCGUCACGCAGAAGCCGCAGACCACCCGCCACCGCAUCCUGGGGCUCGUCUCUGCGCCUGCGUACCAGAUCAUUCUGUACGACACGCCUAGGGUGCUCUCCAAGUCAAUGCACGAGCCUAUCAUUCUGUACGACACGCCCGGGGUGCUCUCCAAGUCAAUGCACAAGCCGGUCGAGCUCAUGAUGCCGUGGGUACUAUCCAAGUCGAUGCACAAACUGGACGAGCUCAUGAUGCAGGCAGUGCGCACAGCCACAGUCAACGCGGACGCUGUUGUCCUCGUUAUAGACAUCACCCAGGCGCCGCAAGAGGUAUCGAAGCUGCUACUGGAGGGGAUGGAGAGUGCAGUGGUGCAGAAGAAGCCGACUCUCAUCGUGCUGAACAAGAAGGACUCGCUCAAGCCGGGGGAAGUCGCCAAGAAACUCAAGUGGUACCAGGAGGAAGUGGCAGCAGAUGGGCACACAGUGAUCGCUCUGAGUGCCAAGAGGGGCGACGGGGUGGAUGGGCUGCUGGCGUGGAUGCUGGACAACAUUCCCCAAGGCCCUGCAUACUACCCUAAGGACGUGGUGAGCGAGCUACCAGAGCGGUUCUUUGUGGCGGAGAUAGUGAGGGAGAAGAUUCUGCUGCAGUACUCACAGGAAGUGCCGUACGCCUCCCAGGGAGAAGAUUCUGCUGCAGUACUCUCAAGAAGUGCCGUAUGCUUCCCAGGUGCGGUGAGAGGGAUGGGGGAUGGGGUGGGGAUGGGGGAUGGGGUGGGGAGGGGGGGGAGGCGUGGGGAUGGGGGGGAAGGCGUGGGGAUGUGGGGGAAGGCGUGGGGAUGGGGGGGAAGGCGUGGGGAUGGGGGGGAAGGCGUGGGGAUGGGGGUGAAGGCGUGGGGAUGGGGGGGAAGGCGUGGGGAUGGUGGGGAAGGCGUGGGGUGGGGAUGGGGGGGAAGGCGUGGGGAUGGGGGGGAAGGCGUGGGGAUGGGGGGGAAGGCGUGGGGAUGGGGGGGAAGGCGUGGGGGAAGGCGUGGGGAAGGCGUGGGGAAGGCGUGGGGAAGGCGUGGGGAAGGCGUGGGGGUCAGGGCUCUUCCUGCUGCAGUACUCUCAGGAAGUGCCGUGACAGUGCGAGCGUUCAGGGAGAGGGAGAAGGCAAAGGACUACAUCAGCCUUGAUAUCAUGGUGGAGCGGGACAGCCAGAAGGCGAUUCUGCUGGGGAAGCCAGCUGGCUGGCCGAGGUUGCUCCCGGCGAGGGCGCUACCUGCAGUGGCGUUACGAGCGCGAAUAGCGCUGACGCCGCCGCAUGACAAUCUGCUCGCGGUUUCUGAGAGAACUUGCUCGGAGGGCUCAUCGGCAUGGAGUCAAACGACUCCUGGAGAAUCCGCUCAAGGCUCUGCAGGGAUGACGCCAGCGACCAUAGGCGGGCUAGGGUCGCCGUGGGAACUUCCUUCAUCGGCGGAAGUAACGCAGACGCGCGGACACAGUGAGACGACACGGCGAGAUCACGCGGAGCAGGAAGAGGACGCGGCGGAGCAAACUGAGCCCACGGCGACCCGCCACCAGCACCUACAAAGCCCAUCCCCGCAGGCAGCGGCCGCUCUGAAUGCGCCGGGGAUCCAAAGGGAUUAUGGGGCAGGCGCGCGGAGAGAGGGACGACGGGAGCAGCGCGAGGAGCUGAUGGUGACGCCGACCCCGCACGCGAGCGACGAAGCUCCUUCUCCACAUCAUCAAGCCUAUCCAGAAGACGGCGCUCCAUUGCGGACGACGCUGGACACGCUUUUCCGCCGCGACUGUCACCGCCCCGUCGCCCACGACGCGCACGCCCACUUGCGCUCGAGCGCACAUGCGACUGCCGGCGAGAUGGGCCCCGCUGACGCUGGCGGCCAGGAAAAUGGUCCCCGCGACGAGGGGAGUAGAGCCGUUGGCGCUUUGCAGGAGGGGGCGAACGCGGAGCUGUGGGCCGACGCCCAGACGUCUGGCGGGCAGGCGACCGCUGGCGAGAUGAACUGUGAGGGGGCGAACGAUGACGAUGCGAACGGCGGUCACGGGAUCGGCUUCGCGACGCCACGCGACGAGGCGAACGAGGCGACAACGGCGAACGGGCCGUACUGUGACGAUCAUCGCGGCGGCUCUCCCGCUUAUCGUCGCGAGCUGCCGAUGAGCGACGUCGAGGCGAACGCUCCAGGUGCGCCACACCCUUCGCGCUGGAGCGCAAGAUGGACCCCGUGCGCGGGGGCUCCCGCGGUGACAAGGACCUGCCCGCGCGCGGAGCCAACUCGCGCCGCUGGUCCUCGAAGCGGCGGCGGAUCUGAUCAGCGGACGCCGGCGGAGCAACAGGCACGCUCGUGGCAGGGCGUGCAGGAGGAAGCGGACGGGGAGCAGGAUCGCUCUCCGCGGUGUAGUCGCGGCCAAGAGCGCCAAGGAAAUCCAUUGGCCAACGCUCAAGACGCUCCACUAGCACACGAGGAGCCGACAACGCCGAUCUCCCAGGCGCAACAGGCGGAACAUGUGGCAGCUACCCCGCGGAGCGGACGGGGAAGCACGCGGGGGAGAGGCGGGUGA